CUAAACUUCCUCUUUUCAAAUGUGUAUCGCCUUUUGAACCAUACAACUGACAUGGCGUCACAUGGAAGAAGUUCAGCGGCGGGAUGGCCGAAAGGAAAUACACAGAGUCAAAUGACAGGAAAAUACAUGACUCAAAGCAGUAAUCUUUUGUCGUUAACUAUAAACAGAGCUGUUAAUCUGUAUCCCUUAACUAACUAUACAUUUGGAACUAAAGAGCCUUUAUUUGAAAGAGACAGUUCUGUACCUGCAAGAUUCCAACGAAUGAAGAAUGAAUUUGACAAGAUUGGAAUGAGGCAUUCAGUGGAAGGUGUUCUUUUGGUCCAUGAACAUGGUCUUCCACAUGUACUUUUAUUGCAACUAGGAACCACAUUUUUUAAAUUACCUGGUGGGGAGCUUAGUGCUGGUGAAGAUGAAGUAGAAGGAUUGAAGAGGUUAAUGGCAGAGAUUUUAGGACGACAAGAUGGGGUUAAACAAGAGUGGAUUAUUGAAGAUAUUGUAGGAAGAUGGUGGAGACCUAAUUUUGAACCUCCACAGUACCCCUAUAUACCACCUCAUAUUACCAAACCUAAAGAACACAAGAAGUUGUUUCUUGUACAGCUUCCAGAAAAAGCAUUAUUUGCUGUACCAAAAAACUACAAGCUAGUUGCAGCACCACUGUUUGAGUUGUAUGACAAUGCUCAAGGUUAUGGACCUAUUAUUUCCAGCCUUCCUCAAGCUUUGAGUAGGUGA
Messenger RNA from Limulus polyphemus (Atlantic horseshoe crab), 729 nucleotides. RefSeq names its product cleavage and polyadenylation specificity factor subunit 5-like. Gene Ontology annotation, molecular function: mRNA binding. NCBI's taxonomy places the organism in Eukaryota, Metazoa, Arthropoda, Merostomata, Xiphosura, Limulidae. The transcript has 6 exons. Gene Ontology annotation, cellular component: mRNA cleavage factor complex. Bases 52 to 729 code for a protein of 225 amino acids. The record is from RefSeq and is a predicted model, not a curated record.